Archocentrus centrarchus (flier cichlid) is the source of this 2399-nucleotide messenger RNA. RefSeq lists its product as uncharacterized. Bases 5 to 2203 code for a protein of 732 amino acids. The record is from RefSeq and is a predicted model, not a curated record. Lineage: Eukaryota; Metazoa; Chordata; Actinopteri; Cichliformes; Cichlidae. The transcript has 11 exons.
AGUCAUGGCUGCAAUGAAGGAGAAUUUACUAUCUCUUGGACAUCUGAACAGCUCAGAAAAAAACACUUUCAACAAACAAAGACAGUUCUGUGGAAAUAAGAGUGUUAACAUGCCAGUGUUGUUGCAAGAUGACUCUUCAGCACUUCACAGUCAGGAACAUCUAGUGAUGCACCUGCAGCAACGCUGGCAGGAGCUGAAGGAGAGAGAGUACACAGCCCAGCAACAAAACAGGCAGCUGCUGCAGCAAUUUGAGAAAGCCCAGGACACACUCAAAGAGAUGCUGGCCCGCAACGCUGCCAUGAAAAUUAUUCGGAUGGAGUAUGAAAGAUAUCUGGAGGAGAACUCCCCCCGCUGGCAGCAGCAACUUAAAGAGAAGACGCAGGCAGCUCAGAAGAAGAAACUAGACGACUAUUUAAGUUCAUGCUUAAAGAAUGCAGAAGUGAUGAAGUCUUCUGCAGGUCCACCAACAAAGCCACAAAAAACUAUACCUACACCUAAAGGUUACUCUGACUACAACCAGGAUAGCUCCUCCGAUCUUCUCCACACACAGUCCUCCUGGUUGACCCACAGUCAAUCCCAGACAGCCAGAUUUCCUACCAGAGUGCCUCAAUCUUUCCUCCAGCCACCCAUCAUCCCUCACCCAUAUCCACUUCACUAUCCUGCCUCCACACCUGGACAUUAUCAUCCCUGGCCCAGGCAGGAUCUACAAAGCUGGGCUUUUCCACACCCCGACUACCCCUGGUCCCAGCCUGCUGGUGCAGCUGGGACCCCAUCAUACUCUGAGGCCCUGUGGGGCCAGCUCUGUGUGGAGGAGCCUUCACGUGACUCAAGGGUUUCACAGACUGUAGGAGAGGAGAAUAAAAUGAGCAGAGCACUGAGCAAACAAAGAGAGAGGAGUCUCAGAAGCAGCAGCAGUCAUUUAUCCCACGAGUUAGAUGUUAAACCAGUUCGUCUGUCCAGCAGUCAUGGUGAGAGCAGUGAGAGUGAUGGGGGUUCCAGCGUGGCAAGUGGAGAGAAGAGGAAGGAGACUGGAGGAAAAAAGCAGUGUGCCUCCUCAGACAGCGAAAGACGCAGCUCUCAGGAGUUAUCUGGGACUUCAGGUGCCAUUCCCGUUCCCUCACUCGCAGUAGCCCAAAGUUCAGAAAGCAAUGCCUCCUCAGAGAAAAGCUCCAGGAGCAGUAGCAGAAGGACAAAGAGAAGUGGGGAGCUUUCUGUUCAGUCACCAAGAUCUGAGAAGGUGGCAGAGGAAAAGACCAGGGGUAAGGGAGAUGACUCAGAGAGUCAGCAUACUGGUGAGGAGUCAGGAAGCUCAAGUGAGGCAUACAAGAGUGAAAAAGUGGGGACUCAAAAUCAUGAAGACAAAUCAGACAGAAGCAAAGAGUCAGGAUCCCAGAGGGAGAAGGAAUCAGAAAGUGAAAAUGUAAAGAAUGAAAACAAUGAUGCUGGUGAAGUAAAAGAGCAGGAGAGUAGCAGCUCCGAGCAAAGCAGCACAGAAGAAAAAGUUGAAGAUGAGAGAGAGAGAAACCUGGAAGCUGAAGAAGAUGAAGAAAAAGAAAACAGCCAGACAGAUAAAGAACAAGAUGACAGCGAUAUGGAGCAAGGUGGUGAUGAUGUUUCUGCCAAAAAGGAAGCAACAGGGGAAGAAGCAGACACAUCUAUAGAGGAUGAAAUGGAGGAGCAAGAAGGCAAAGAACAGCCAACCAGGCUGAAGAGUGAAGGCACUGAGAACAGAAAACAGGGUUCUGCUUCCUCUGAGGAUGAAGAGGAGGGAAGUGAAGCCAGUGAGGAAGAAGAGAAUGAGGAAUCAAAUGAACAGGAGGAUGGGGAAAGUGAGAAGGAAGAGGAACACAGAAGUGAGGAAGAUGAGAUAGAUUCAGAUGACUGUAUCAUCACAAUGCAAGAAAAGAGUUCUGUUUUUUUUUUUAGAUCUAAACAGAUGCAGAUUAGUGAGGAAGCAGCUCAGGAAGAGGAAGAAGGUAAAACAGGAUCCUGUAAUGAUGACUCAAAUGAAGUCAGUGAUGAAGAUGAUGUUGAGAAUCUUCUUGCACCUCAAAAACAAACACAAAAAAAAGAAACAGACCUGAAAGCUCAAGAGAAGCCCAACGGGAGUUUUCACAAUAUGGGAAUUUUUCAAGUGGAGCACGACGGAUCGAAGACAGAAGACCCGAACGACUCUGAUGAAUUUGAUCAUUUUUAUGACUAAAUAUGCAACUGUGCAAAUUAAGAGCCAAAAUCCCAUUUAAAAUAAAGUAUUGCUUCAGAGUAUGUUUUAUAACAAUGUACAGAAACAAUUAGCUAUUUAUUAAUAAUUGUUUAAUUUUCUGGUGUUUAAUUAGAGGCAAUAUAUGAAUGUUACAAAAAUAAACUGGAAUAAAUACAGUACUCAGACUGCACUGCAA